This is a messenger RNA of Geosmithia morbida, 1734 nucleotides long. Its product is annotated as glucose-6-phosphate isomerase. The transcript is spliced from 3 exons. Gene Ontology annotation, biological process: glucose 6-phosphate metabolic process; glycolytic process; gluconeogenesis. Gene Ontology annotation, cellular component: cytosol. The record is from RefSeq and is a predicted model, not a curated record. Lineage: Eukaryota; Fungi; Ascomycota; Sordariomycetes; Hypocreales; Bionectriaceae. The coding region runs from base 1 to 1734 and encodes 577 amino acids. Gene Ontology annotation, molecular function: monosaccharide binding; carbohydrate derivative binding; glucose-6-phosphate isomerase activity.
AUGGCUCCCGCCAACACUCUGCCCGCUUGGUCGGAGCUGCAGACCAACCGCGAUGCCAUUAGCAAGAACUUCACUCUCAGGGAGGCCUUUUCCUCAGACCCUGAGCGCUUCAGCCGCUUCUCGCGCACUUUUGCCCCCGGAAGCGACGUGUCUGCCGAUGUGCUCUUCGACUUCAGCAAGAACUUCUUGACAGAGGAGACGCUUGACCUGCUGGUCAAGCUUGCCGAGCAGGCCGGUGUGGAACGCAAGCGCGAUGCCCUGUUCCGUGGUGACAAGAUCAACUUCACCGAGAACCGCGCCGUCUAUCACCCUGCCCUGCGCAAUGUCGGCGGCUGGGAGAUGAAGGUUGACGGCCAGGACGUCAUGAACGGCCCCGGGGGUGUCAACGAUGUUCUCAACCACAUCAAGGAGUUCUCGGAGCAGGUCCGCAGUGGCGAGUACAAGGGAUACACGGGCAAGAAGCUCACCAACAUUGUCAACAUUGGAAUUGGUGGCUCCGACCUCGGUCCUGUCAUGGUCACCGAAGCCCUCAAGUACUACGGCGCUAAGGACAUGACCCUACACUUUGUCUCCAACAUUGAUGGCACCCACAUGACCGAGGCCCUUAACAACUCAGACCCCGAGACGACCCUGUUCCUUGUUGCCUCUAAGACCUUCACCACGGCCGAGACGACGACCAAUGCCACCACCGCCAAGAAUUGGUUCCUCGAGAAGACUGGAAACAAGGGUGAUGUAUCUAAGCACUUUGUGGCUCUGUCGACCAAUGAGUCCGAGGUCACCAAGUUUGGCAUCGACAGCAAGAACAUGUUCGGCUUCGAGAGCUGGGUGGGCGGCCGUUACUCAGUCUGGAGCGCCAUUGGUCUUAGUGUCGCCCUCUACAUUGGCUACGAUAACUUCCACAAGUUUCUUUCCGGUGCCCACGCCAUGGACAAGCACUUCCGCGAGGCACCUCUGCGCGAGAACAUCCCCGUUCUCGGUGGUCUUCUGAGCGUCUGGUACUCCGACUUUUUCCACGCCCAGACUCACCUGGUUGCUCCGUAUGUUUUAGGAUCUGAAAUUAUACCGCCUAGAGAAGAAUGUGCUAACAAGAGGCCUCGCACAAACAGCUUCGACCAGUACCUCCACCGUUUCCCUGCUUACCUGCAGCAGCUCUCCAUGGAGUCUAACGGCAAAUCCAUUACGUCGGACGGCUCCGCGGCCAAGUACACUACCGGCCCCAUCCUCUUUGGCGAGCCUUGCACCAAUGCCCAGCACUCCUUCUUCCAGCUUGUUCACCAGGGUACCAAGCUGAUCCCGGCCGACUUUAUUCUGGCCGCCAAGUCGCACAACCCCAUCUCAGACAAUGUGCACCAGAAGAUGCUGGCUUCCAACUACUUUGCGCAGGCCGAGGCUCUCAUGGUUGGCAAGACCGAUGAGCAGGUCAAGGCCGAGGGUGCUCCCGACGACCUGGUCCCCCACAAGCGCUUCCUGGGCAAUCGCCCCACGACGUCGAUCCUGGUGGGUGGCUCUAUUGGCCCCGCUGAGCUGGGCGCCCUCAUUGUCUACUACGAGCACCUCACCUUUACCGAGGGUGCCAUCUGGGAUAUCAACAGCUUCGACCAGUGGGGUGUUGAGCUGGGCAAGGUGCUCGCCAAGAAAAUCCUUAAGGAGCUGGAUGAGCCUGGAAACGGCGAGGGCCACGAUGGAUCAACCGGUGGUCUGAUCGAUGCCUUCAAGAAGUAUGCCAAGAUUUAA